AUGGCCGAGCGUCUCCCCGAGCCGGAGUGGAGUGGUGGAGAGCCCAAGAGAGUGAAGCCGCAUCGAGCUGACAAGAAGGAUCUGGACAACGAGGCAAAUGCAAUCCGCGAUACACCGAAGGAUGGAUCCUCGCAGACGGCGACACGAGGCAAGUUUGUCGUCGUUAUCGGGCAUGGCUUCUUGGGUGCCGUUGAAUCUAUCCGAUAG
Molecule: messenger RNA, 207 nt
Organism: Pseudogymnoascus destructans
Lineage: Eukaryota; Fungi; Ascomycota; Leotiomycetes; Thelebolales; Thelebolaceae
Exons: 2
Coding region: 1-207 (68 amino acids)
Source: RefSeq, a predicted model, not a curated record